AAACCGGAAUGCAUAAAGGAGACGGCCGUGGAAAAGGGGCUGAACAUUCUUGGUCCGAUAGCCGUUGGCCCGUCAUCCCAUUUUUCACAAAAAGCUUGUUCUAUCAUUUCUAUAUAGGCCCAUAGCAGCAGCAGCACCGCCAAACGUGAAAAUGAGUCGCUGCUGGCCUUUGGCUAUCACUGUCGCUCUUAUUCUCGCCAUUCCCAACUGCCACGGACGGCCCAAUUCCAGGGGAGGAUCAACAACGGCCGAUUUGGAAUUGUUGAUCCACGAGGUCAGACUACUCCGGAACGACCUUCGGAAUCUCAGGACUCACGUGGAGGACAUUGGUAACCGUCUACCUGGAGUGAACCUUUCGCUGGUCAACAAGACCGAUUUGGCCAAUGAGAUUUGGGCCGUUUUGAACCGCCAUCUCGGAUCCAACAGUCAGGAUGCGGAGCAUUUCCAGUCGUCGGAAUGUCUGCUGGGAUCGGUCCUGUCGCUGGCCGUUUCCAGUCGCAGUCCGAGCGAUGGCGUCGACGCCAACGGGGUCAAGAAGAAGAAGACGAUUUUCACGCCUCCGUCGCCUUCCAAACUGGGCAAAUAUCGGACGGCCGCCAUCAGUUCCGACAGCGCACCUUGUUCGGAAAUCGGACGAGAUAUUAUGACCGAGGGCGGCAACGCUAUGGAUGCAGCCAUCGCCGCUCUCUUUUGUAACGGAGUCGUCAAUCCGCAAAGCGCCGGAAUUGGCGGCGGAUUUCACAUGACCAUCUACGACCCUGCCACUCAAACGGCCAAAUGUCUGGACGCCCGAGAGACGGCCCCGUUGGCCGCCACUGAGAAUAUGUACAGCAGUAACGCUUUCCUGUCCCAGAUUGGCGGUUUGGCCGUCGCCGUACCGGGAGAAUUGGCCGGUUAUUGGGACGCCCAUCAAGCGUACGGCCGAUUGCCCUGGGCUCGUUUAGUCCUGCCGGCCGCCCUGCUGGCCGAGAACGGAGUCGAAGUCAAUAGCCACUUGGCCGCCACUUUGCAAAUCAAAGCGGCUUCCAUCAAGGCAGAACCUUCUAUGUGGAUUUUCCUGAACGAAACGACCGGCAAUGUCCUCCGAUUGGGCGACACGUUGAAGAUGCACGCGCUGGCCAAGACUUUGAAAGACAUAGCCGAGCACGGAGUCGACAUCUUUUACAAGGGAUCCGUCGGCAUCAAAGUGGUCGAGGAUACUCAGCGGAGAGGCGGAAUCCUCACCAAAGACGACCUCCUCCAUUACCGGACGGAAUGGAUGGAGCCGGUUUCGGUCGACCUUAGCGAUAAUCUGACGCUCUACUCCAUGCCGUCGCCCGGUUCCGGCGUCCUGGUCGCCUACGUCAUGAAUUUGCUGGACGGUCGCCUGCCGGAAAAACGAGAUCUGCCAGCAUCGCUCGAUCCGCUCACCUACCACCGAAUCACCGAAGCGUUCAAGCACGCCUUCGCCCAGCGCACCAAACUGGGCGACCCGAAAUUCGUCCCAGAAGUCGAUCACUUGAUGGAAACGCUGGCGUCAAAGAGUUUCGCCGAUGAGACUUUUGACAAAUUCAACGACUCGUUCACUUCCAACGAUCCGGCGUUCUACGGUGCGGUCAUCCACAAUCCCGACAGCAAAGGAACGUCUCACAUUUCAGUUCUGGACCGAGACGGAUUGGCCGUUUCGGUCACGACAACCGUUAACACCUAUUUCGGCGCUGGAUGGAUUUCGGAGCAGACGGGCAUCAUUAUGAAUAACGAGAUGGACGAUUUCUCGUCGCCCAACACCACCAAUUUUUUCGGAGUGCCGCCAAGUCCGGCCAAUUUCAUCAAGCCGGGCAAACGGCCGCUGUCGUCCAUGACGCCCACCAUUGUCGUCGAUUCGUCGACGGGAAAAGUCCGUUCGGUCAUCGGAGCGGCCGGCGGGACACGAAUCACCACCUCCGUCGUCUACACGUUGGUCCGUAAUUUGUGGUUCGGAGAGAACCUCAAGGAAGCCAUCGACAGUUACCGCAUCCAUCACCAACUGCUUCCCAUGAACUUUCAAUACGAAUCCGGUUUCCCCAAGAAUAUUGUGGAGAGUUUGAGGCGAAGGGGUCACAACGUGACGGAGAAGGUCCUCCGCUCUGCCGUUUACGCCAUUUCGGUCGAGCCGGACGGAUUGAUCUACGCCAAUGCGGACAGCCGCAAGGGCGGCGACGUCGCCGGAAUCGACCCUGUCCUCGACGACUAUUUUUAAUAAAAAAAAAGACGUUUUUCAGAUAUUUACCUCGCCGUCUAUAUUAUCUAUUUGUCUGUCAAUAAUGUAAUCCGCCUGCAAACAACACAGUAAAUAAUCCUGACGACAGCUACAGCCAGCCAGCGCCAGCCAGCCAGCCCAAAAGGCUUUUGAAUUUAAAAGCUCGAGGUCCUUUGGACCCGAUGGACCGAAUCUUUUGUCGAACAAAAGAAGAGUUGGAUGACAUCAAAUAACACAGCCGCAUCUUCUUCCUUUUCUUUUCCCAAAUACAAUGUAAUAGUCGUUAAUGAUAUAGUAUAUACUCUCGCCCUCACUGAGCGUGAAAACGAUCGGUAUUUCAUCCAUCAAUAGUUUUUCUCGUGAAAUUUUCAUUUGUUAAUACUAUGGACGAAAUAAUUAAAACCGCUUUUGUUGCCGUUAA
Daphnia pulex (common water flea) is the source of this 2639-nucleotide messenger RNA. Its product is annotated as glutathione hydrolase 1 proenzyme-like. The transcript has 12 exons. Gene Ontology annotation, cellular component: plasma membrane. Bases 152 to 2218 code for a protein of 688 amino acids. Gene Ontology annotation, molecular function: glutathione gamma-glutamate hydrolase. Lineage: Eukaryota; Metazoa; Arthropoda; Branchiopoda; Diplostraca; Daphniidae. The record is from RefSeq and is a predicted model, not a curated record. Gene Ontology annotation, biological process: glutathione catabolic process.